Bactrocera oleae (olive fruit fly) is the source of this 741-nucleotide messenger RNA. NCBI's taxonomy places the organism in Eukaryota, Metazoa, Arthropoda, Insecta, Diptera, Tephritidae. The record is from RefSeq and is a predicted model, not a curated record.
AGUUUAAUCACAACGACUAUUAGGCGCAGUCGAACUAUAUUUAGAAAUAAAAUUGUUACAAUUUAGCUUUAAAUAAAAUGAAAUUGCUUUUGUUAUUCACGGUCACCACUUGCAUAGUGGUCCGCAUUGACGCCGCCAUAUUGUCGGAUACUCAACACAUUACUAACGAUUUGGAUAGACAGAUUACAGAUCUUUAUAAAGCCAGAGAUGUCAAAGAAAAUUUGAAAAGCAGAACCAAGGAGAGCCUUGCUGCAGCUGGCGCAUACUUUAAAACACCCGACGCAGGUGAACUUCGAAGCAAUGCACUAAAUUUGGCGCAAGAAAGAUUAGCUGCCGCUGCUGAAUAUCUGAAAGCACCUGAGUAUCCAAAACAUCUUUCUAGAACCCAAAUGGAGAAUGCACGUGCUGCCGUUGCCGAGUACUUUAAAGCUUCUGUACCGCCGAGGCAUAAUACCAGGAUUGAUAGAACGGUAGAAAGUUUAGCUGCGGCUGCUGAGUACUUUCAAGCACCUGAAAAUUACUCAAAGAUGAUUAAAGUUGCAAAGAAAAGCCUUGCUGCAGUCAGAAAGCCGCUGUCCAGAUCAACAAAGAAGACUCCACGUCAUCGAUUUGUGCGCCUAGGUUAAUUUAGAAGGAUUAGUUAAUUUAUUGUUGUUCUAUAGUAUAAGUUUUAGAAAUUAUAUGUAUUACGUAGCAAGAAUUCAUAGUUGAAUAUAACAUUGAGUCCAUGAGAGUUCUAAA